CUUUCUACACAGGCACUAGUAAUGAUACACACCAUAAUUCACAAGCGAGAAAGGACACUCACAGACAACGAAAACAACGAAAGAAAAACAAAACACCAAAAAACCACCACCAAACAUUUAAGCAAACGAAACAACCAACCGAAAGGGAGCGCAAGCAAGCUAAUCAACCACAGAGAACAGGAGAAACAAGCAAGCAAAGAUCAAAAGACGACGUCGUGCAUAGAGAACAGCUAAGCGCCUGCCGGGAAAAGCCUCCAGCCACGACUAACGAUCAGUCUCUCCCGGGACGUCGGACGAGCAACAUCUUCUGUGCUGAACGUAUGGUUUUGUGACACGACAGCAUGAGGUUCCUGCCAGCACUCCUUCUGGUGGUUCUUGUGACACCCAGUCAGCAAAUGAAGGUAACCCUAAGACAAGGAGAGAUCUUGGGUACGGAAGAAAAAGACGAAGAAGGCAAUAUCUAUCAUGCAUUCAGGAACAUACCCUACGCCCAGCCUCCCACGGGCGAGCUCAGGUUCAAAGACCCAGUGCCAGCCAAGGGAUGGGAUGGGGUCAGGGACGGCAGCCUGACCCCGCCCCUUUGCCCCCAAAUUGACCUCCCUCUUUACCAUGCCGGAAAGAAGGUCAUUCGAGGUCAGGAAGACUGUCUCUACCUUAAUGUGUUUACCCCAGAGGGUCCGCAUGGAAAGCUUCCAGUCAUGGUGUGGAUACAUGAGGGAGCCUUCAUGGUGGGCGGGGUUUCUCAGCUUUCGCCCCGCCCACUCGUGUCCAGGGGCGUGGUUCUGGUUACUCUGCACUACCGGCUGGGCACUUUAGGAUACAUAUCAACGGAGGACUCGGUGCUUCCUGGAAACCUAGGACUCAAGGAUCAGACCCUGGCCCUCCGUUGGGUCAAGGACAACAUCCAUGACCUCGGCGGCGACCCAGAAAAGGUCACGCUCUUCGGAGUAAGUACCGGGGCGUCGUCAGCACACUUCCAGGUCCUCACGCCCUAUGCCAAAGGUCUUUUCCACCGGGCUAUCCUGCAAUCGGGAACAGGUCUCUGCUCCUGGAGUUCCCGCGCCGACCACAGGGAAGUCGCGGCGAAAGUAGGCCAGCUGUUGAACUGUUCAGAAGCAGGGUCGACAGCCGAGGAUCUGAACAGCAGGGCCCUCCUCGCCUGCCUUCAGAAAGCGCCACUGGAGGAGCUGGUCGUCCUUCCUCAGGCCUUUACGAUUUGGUCAAAUGAGCCCAUAGUGAUGCUGCCUCGUGUGGACGGUGACUUCAUACCCGAUUUCCCGGCGGCUUUGAUCAAGAACAAUCGCUAUAACAAGGUUGAUCUUAUUACAGGCAUCACAGCACACGAAGGAGCCUUUGUUGUGAAGUUUAUUUACGCGAGAAAGGACCUGAAAGAUGCCCUAGUGACCAACUUCACAACAGUGGGUCCUCUCGUCAUGAAUUUCAGGGACCAGGACGAGGAACCACUGUAUGUCGCUCGCAGGGUAUUUUAUCAUUACCUGGGAGACAUUGGGAUUACUGAGGAAAACGCCGAUGCUGUAACCGAGCUGUUCAGUGAUCGCCUGUUUAAGACAUGCAUCGAAGACACGUUAAAAGCUCACCUCGAUACUACACAUUCGUCUUCAAAAGCUUAUUUCUACACGUUAACACAUCGUGGCCAGAAGGGGUUCUUGGACGUGUUAAAACUCCCGGUUGGAAAACAUUGGGUGAGUCACACGGAUGAUAAACAGUAUCUCUGGGACGAUUCUCUGCAGCAUCCAGCCGACCAGAUGGUACAGAAUCUGAUGACAAGGAUGUGGGCGGCUUUUGCUGACACAGGGAACCCGACGCCCGACUCGUCCUUGGGCUUCAAGUGGCAGCCUGCGUCGAGGACUUCCCUGGCCUUCCUCGACCUCCAUCCUGCAGCAGACAUGGCGCCGGACAGAAGAGAGCAGGUGCGAGCGUUCUGGGCAAGCCUUCCGACAAGACAAAAUAAGAUCCUGCAUCCUGAGAGGUUCCUGUCAGCAAGCCGUCCUAGUUGCUGAGGUCUCGAGACUGCCGCUAGAAACCAUCGGCCGUUUGGAUACCAUGCGUCUUUCAUUUGAAAUCCUCUUGUGUCUUGAAAUCAUCUGUCAUUUGAAAACCAUUUGUCUCAUUGUACCUGUUGAAUCUGUUGCUUAAUUUUUUUUUGUGUGUGUGUGUUUUAAAACCAUCCUUUGUCACCGA
This is a messenger RNA of Penaeus indicus, 2202 nucleotides long. Its product is annotated as venom carboxylesterase-6-like. The transcript has 12 exons. The record is from RefSeq and is a predicted model, not a curated record. The coding region runs from base 342 to 2021 and encodes 559 amino acids. Lineage: Eukaryota; Metazoa; Arthropoda; Malacostraca; Decapoda; Penaeidae.